AUGUGCAGUUUCACCAUGGGGGAUGAGGACGGUGACGAGGUGGGGAUCCGAGUAUUUGCCUAUCUGGACGAUUGGCUGGUCAUAGCGGAGUCCAGGGAACAGAUCUCUAGUCUUCAUGACCUGAUCCAGGAGAUCUCUUCUCUCUCUGCUAUCCCCGAGGAGAGCAUCACUGACCUGAUCCAGGAGAUCUCUUCUCUCUCUGCUAUCCCCGAGGAGAGCAUCACUGACCUGAAAACAGUCUCCUCCACAUUGAUGGAGGGCUCUACAGCGCAACAGUCUCGCUGGAUGUCCCCUCUGGCCUUGUUCCCUCCUGAAGACAUGUCCAGCUUUACUACAGAGAUCAGUCUAGCCAGUCCAGACUCUCUCCAGAACCACAGGGCUAAGGCCAGUCCAGACUCUCUCCAGUACCACAGGGCUAAGGCCAGUCCAGACUCUCUCCAGUACCACAGGGCUAAGGCCAGUCCAGACUCUUCCCAGUACCACAGGGCUAAGGCCGGUCCAGACUCUGCCCAGUACCACAGGGCUAAGGCCGGUCCAGACUCUCUCCAGAACCACAGGGCUAAGGCCGGUCCAGACUCUGCCCAGUACUCCCUGCACCAGCCGUAUGACUCAGCAGAGUCUGAGUUCACCAGCCUGCCUUCAUGCAUCUCCGGCACCAGCCACAGUUGGCCUGCACCACCGUACAGACACAGUCCAGUUGACCAGGUGCACUCUUCAUCCUCCCACGUCAACAGUAGUGUCCAGUGGUUGGAGCAGGGGUGUUCUGGGGGCCAGUCUCUCAGCUCCUCCUCAACCUCCUGGUACAACAGCCCAUUCUCCACCACCAAGAGCCCUCUACACCCACACACCUCCGCCUCCUUCUCCUCCACAACCCCCAUCUCCUCCCUGACCAACCCCAGGGCCGAGCACCACUCCCCGGGGCACGACUGUCAGGAAAGGCUUCAGGAGGCCUUGAAAGGGGAGAGGCUGAGUCCCAGUGAGGAUGGAGGUAGCAGUAGUUUCCUGACCCUGAACCCUGCACCAGGGGAUGGGUACCCACACUCUGCCCAGGCCUACGGCCACUCCCUGGGCUUCUACAGCAACCCCUGGGUGUCAGGGCAGGACUACAGCUCAGCCUCUCUCUGCUUCUCCCCUGGGGGUGCCAUGUACCCCUUCAACUGCUACUCCCCCAAACUACAAAACAAGAUAAAUCUCUCUCCUCCAGAGGCCCGUGAGUGUGUGAACUGUGGUGCGACCGCCACCCCUCUGUGGCGUCGUGACGGGACGGGACACUACCUCUGUAACGCCUGUGGCCUCUACCACAAGACGAACGGCCAGAACAGACCUCUCAACAGACCCAAGAAGAGGCUGCUCGUCAGUAAGCGUGCAGGGACCCGUUGCGCCAACUGUCAGACUAGCACCACCACGCUGUGGAGACGCAAUGCCAGCGGAGAGCCAGUCUGUAAUGCAUGUGGACUCUACUACAAACUACACAACGUCAACAGACCUCUGACCAUGAAGAAGGAAGGCAUCCAGACCCGGAACCGUAAGGUCUCCAGGAAGAACAACAGGGCUAAGCAGAAGACAGGUGUGUUAGAGGCUGAGCUGGGUCUCUACUCUGACCUCUCCCUGUCCAGACUCCAGCCCUCUGACCUCUCCCUGUCCAGACUCCAGUCCUCUGACCUCUCCCUGUCCAGACUCCAGUCCUCUGAUGACCAUAUGAACCCUUACCUCCUGGGUCAUUCUGGGGCGAUGCUCUCCUACAGCCACCCCUCCUCAAACCGACUGUCCUCUCCCUCCUCCACACCCCACUCCUCUGCCAUGCCCCACUAUACACACUGAGGACUACUACACACUGAGGACUACUAAACACUGAGGACUACUACACACU
Messenger RNA from Coregonus clupeaformis (lake whitefish), 1870 nucleotides. Its product is annotated as GATA-binding factor 2. Lineage: Eukaryota; Metazoa; Chordata; Actinopteri; Salmoniformes; Salmonidae. The record is from RefSeq and is a predicted model, not a curated record. Gene Ontology annotation, biological process: cell fate commitment; negative regulation of transcription by RNA polymerase II; positive regulation of transcription by RNA polymerase II. The transcript is spliced from 8 exons. Gene Ontology annotation, molecular function: DNA-binding transcription factor activity, RNA polymerase II-specific; RNA polymerase II cis-regulatory region sequence-specific DNA binding; zinc ion binding. The coding region runs from base 1 to 1821 and encodes 606 amino acids.